UAAAGUAAAUAAUUCAAAGAAAGCAAUUUAUUAUAACGAUGAGUAUGGACUUGCCUUUGGGAAAUACGACUUAUCGUUGAGAAAUGAUAUGGUGUGUGAUUACAAAUGGUAUUGUGAAAAGAAAAAUUACAGUGAGUUAAUAAGACCUAGGGAAGGUUCCUUUGAUGUUGAUGAUUUUGAAAUAUUCGAAUGCAAG
Scutellospora calospora is the source of this 196-nucleotide messenger RNA. The record is from the annotation of a GenBank genome assembly. Lineage: Eukaryota; Fungi; Glomeromycota; Glomeromycetes; Diversisporales; Gigasporaceae.